Molecule: messenger RNA, 3219 nt
Organism: Talaromyces amestolkiae
Lineage: Eukaryota; Fungi; Ascomycota; Eurotiomycetes; Eurotiales; Trichocomaceae
Exons: 12
Coding region: 1-3219 (1072 amino acids)
Biological process (GO): fucose metabolic process
Molecular function (GO): alpha-L-fucosidase activity
Source: RefSeq, a predicted model, not a curated record
AUGGUGCACCCAACCAUAUCCGUUUCGAUAAUGCUCGCAGGUCUGUCUCUGACAGCCAAGGCAUCCAAUUUGCAAUAUACGGUGCCCAGCAGCGUUCCCCGCGAUGCAAUACCUUUGGAUUGCACUCCUGUGGGAGUGUCGAUGGAAUUUUUUAUGUGGCCAUCCUACAUGACCAACAUUACCCCGCCCAUGCAAUGUAUCUCUCGCUUCACUGAUAUAUAUGGUGAGAAAAUGCCCAUCCGUAUCGGAGGUACAACCCAGGACCGCGCGACGUACGACCCGAGCUUUGACGGCUAUGUGUCAUAUACUGUGGCGAAUCCGCUGGAUGCUCCUGAUACCUUGACAUACGGACCGAGAUUUUGGGAUUUGAUUAAUGUACAUGAGGGUGAAACAAUACUUGGAUUCAAUCGCGGCGACGAUAAUCAGAAUAAUACCUAUCUUGCUGUCGUCGAUGCGAAGGAACGGGUCCUCAGCAAUCUGUGGGCUGUGGAGCUGGGGAACGAGCCGGAUGUUUACCUCUUGCAAGACAAACCUGACGCUGUCAGUCCAUGGAAUGCAAGCCAAGAGGGAGCAGAUGCGGCCGACUGGGCGCAAGGCUUUAUUGAUGCAUGGCAGUCGCCCCUUCCGAUCCUCACUGCUGGUUCCUACGCAGUCGCCUACACCGAUAACCCCGAAUGGCCAAAUACUGACUAUCUCAUUGACACGGCCUAUAAUGACGCUGUCAAAGCCGCAGUUAGGGUCUACGUUGGCCAUUUAUAUGCCGCUCCGCCGGGGAACAAUACCCUGGCGACGGAAAUGAAUCAUGCCAAAACGGUCUCGGAUUUGUCCGUUUAUGCUGAUAGAGUGGCUACCGCUGCAUCAGUCAAUCGGUCUUUUAUUCUUGGUACCCAACAUCCUCUUCAUCCGUUCACGGCUGAAAAAGAGACAUUGACUGACCAAUGCUGGCCGUUGUGUUGUGUCGCAGGGGAAACGAACUUCCAUCCUUUCGACGUGGACAUGGAUGCAACCUUUGGCGCUGCAUUGCAGACCUUAGAUAAAUCCUUGCGCGCAGUGACACUAGGGAUCAAACGUUUGUUCUUCCAUCAGGGAACCAUCAAUCAAGCUCUUUUUAACUGGUGGUCCGAUAACCAGAUCAAUGCCCCUUUCUAUGGCGGAUAUUUCGCGGCCCUCGCACUCGCGGGGGGGGAUCAUAUUGUCGAACUGGACUCUGGAAGCAACUCGUACGCCCAGUACGUGAUUUAUCGCCAAGGACGGCCAACAAAAGUUGUACUUCUGAACACCGACUACUAUUCUGGCAGCGGCGAGCGGACUAGCAUCAGCAUCACCCUCGACGGCCUCGUGUCUUCCAAGGUCAAGGCUCUGCGAAUGACGGCAAUGUCAAGCGAUGUAACCACCAACCGCAAUGGGACUUAUCCCACCAUUGGAGGCCAGUAUUUCUCUGAUGUCGACUGCUCAUCCAUUGGUGCUUUGAAAUACGAAAGUACUACUGCGUCCAGAGGUGGUUAUCCUCCAACCCUUGCAAUAACAGGUGCUACCUUAACUUCAAAAUGGAUUGAAGGCAGUAACUACACGCAGGUAGUAGAGAUGGUUAUCACCAAUUCCAACAAGCAAAACUACCUUACCCUGGCUGAUACUCUAAGUAUUACUGUUGAAUCGGAUUCCUUGAUCACUGUUGUACCUGGGACUCUCACUCGUCUGGCACCGUCACAGUCAGCUGUGGUGCAGGUUGGUGUCCAAAAUAAACCCGGCGUUACUCCUGGCAGCACAUGCCAGGCCGCCGUUGUUGCAACAUAUGGCACACAGUAUGGCCCUGCAAUUACUACUAAUGAGACGAUCUCAGGACCGUGUGGGUUUGGUAGUUAUUCUGCGUCUGUGUCAAGCGUGGAUUAUCACUGGAAUCCAGACUGGUUCAAUGAAGUAAAAUUCGGAAUCUUCAUCCAUUGGGGUCUAUACUCAGCUCCUGCGUAUGGAAGUGUUGCUCCUAAUGAGGACUAUGCUGAAUGGUACUGGCGUCGUCAGCAUGAGCCGACCUACAAGACUAAAACGUAUCAAUACCAUCUCCAAACCUAUGGCGAGAACUUCAACUACGACCAGUUUAUGUCUAAUUUCACCGACAGUAACUUUGAUCCACAGGCGUGGGUCGAUUUGAUCGCGGCUGCUGGCGCUAAGUAUUUUGUUCCUGUUACUAAGCACCAUGAUGGAUUCGCACUCUUUAAUUUCUCCACGAGCAUCAGUCAGCGCUCGUCGAUUCAUUAUGGACCUAAGAGAGAUCUGAUUGGUGACCUGCUUGCGGCCGCGAAGCAGUAUCACCCCGAAAUUCGCAGAGGCACUUAUUUCAGUCUUCCGGAAUGGUACAAUCCAGCCUAUGAGAAAUACGCAUUCGGCGAUUUUGGUCUGCCUAACCAAAACCCUUACACAAACGCAACGAUUCCAUACACUGGCUAUGUUGAGGUAGAAGACUUUGUUGCUGAUAUUCAAGUCCCUCAAAUGGAACAGCUUGCCUACACUUAUGACACUGAGAUUAUGUGGUGUGAUAUUGGUGGCGCAAAUGAUAUGGUAAAUUUUGCUUCAGCAUGGCUUAAUUGGGCUACCCAGCAGGGACGACAAGUCACAUUUAACAACCGCUGCGGUAUCCAGGGAGAUUUUGACACACCCGAAUAUACUACGAACUCUGGAACAGUCUCACGUAAAUGGGAAUCUAAUCGUGGCAUGGAUCCCUUCUCCUUUGGAUAUAAUUACCAAACCCCUCUCAGCUCCUAUCUUACUGGUAACGAUAUUAUCCAAAGCCUAGUGGAUAUUACUAGUAAGAAUGGAAAUUUUCUUCUGGAUAUUGGGCCUAUGCAUGAUGGCACUAUUCCACAGAUCAUGCAGACUGGUCUUCGCAAUGCUGGAAGUUGGCUCCAAACUCAUGGCGAGGGUAUCUACAGCACAAGAUAUUGGAGUGUUACCCCAGGACUGAAUAAUUUCCGUUACACCACAACCCAGAACGCUUUCUAUAUCUUCUACCUACAAGCACCUCCCAGCCAGCUUGUGAUUCCUGAUCCAGUUCCCUGGCUACCAGGAGACACUAUCACUGUCCUUGGUGGUAGUCAGAAUGGCACAGUGCUCAGCGCCUCGAAGAAUACCAGUGGAAACUUGGUCUUGAAUUUGAGCUCGGCCAUCAUCUCAGGAGACCAGUAUGUUUGGGGCUUCAAGAUUGCUUACACCAGCACAUGGUAA